CAUUUUUCACCGCCAUUGUUGAUUCUUGACUUGAUUGUUCUGCAUGCGAACUGUGAAACAAACACAAAAUUCUAGCUAAAAUGUUGACUUCUGUAAAACGUGGCAUAACUGAAGUUAUUCCUAUAAAUUACCCUUUUGGAAAUACCCGAAGUCGAAAUGUGCUGCAAGACUUCAAUUGUGAAGUAGGUGGUUUUAACACAUGCGAUUCAUCCUUGAAGGUUCUCUUUCUGGGUAGUGGGGACCUGCGAAACGCUCUUCAGGUUGCAAAAAACGAAAGUGUCAAUCACAUGCAAAUCCAUUUAAAUGACCUGAAUCCAUCAGUCGUAGCUCGCAACAUCACUAUUUUGAAAAUAAUAUCAGCACCAGAUUUCAAUCCAGAAGAUGAUGAAGACAUAGCUUUCCUUUGGGAUGUUUGGUAUAAUCUUGAAUGGCCAGAAUUCACCUGUAAGCGAUUACAAGGAAUUUUGAAGGACCUGUUGAAUGGUGUGUUCCCUGAAAAUGUCUCAGUCCCCAAAACUAGUCAGUCUGAAAUGUUAAAGAAAGUGUGGAGUGCUUGGCUUUCUGUUUUAUCACAAACUGAAUCUCAAGCUAGUUUUUUUUUGAAAAAAGUUGGCUUAGAAAGGAAACUGUAUAUCUGUAAAAUCUGGGGCAUCAAGAAUAAAGGAGAAAUAGAAAACGCGAUGAACGUUGAUAGCUUUUCAACGGUCAUUGAUGAUUUAGCUUUUAACCUGGAAAGAAGUAUUGGGAUUGAAUGGUUGAGCGAUUCAGCGAGGCAGAAUAUCCGUGAAGAAGCUAAGCGCUAUUUUGAAAAAGGUAGCUGUCGACUUGAAAACGAUAUCAAGAUCGUUUGUCUUAAUCCAACAAUGCUUGACCACGCAACACUCCGCUGGACACUCCAUCAUUCCCUGUGCCCAUUUGACGGAUACUUGCCGCUCCUGAAAGAAGAAUUGGACACUUCAAACAAGAGCAAGAUGAUGAUACUUUCCUGCCAGAAAAUACUAAAAAACCAUCUUUCUUUCUAUCGAAAGCGCCUCGUCGACGGAAAAACCUUUGAAUUAUUCUUCUACUUGGAGGAUGCCAUAGAGUUCUGCUAUUCUGAAAACGUCAGCAAGUUCGACGUCAUUGACUGCUCUGAAAUUGCAGAUCAUGUUGGAUUAGUGAAUUUGAUCCUCGCAUGCAGCAGGAAGUUGUCAGAUCACCCAUCUGCAAUGUUGUUCACCGAAACUUUAAAUUGGUUCCCAUUUGGAAAGGGAUCUGUGAAGUUAUACGUCGAGAAAGCCCUUUGUUGUCCGUUGAGCAUGAUCCCAACUAUAUAUGGAUUGCGUCUCAAAAGCCGCAUCGAACUAGGAUUGCCUGAAUUUGUUGACUUGCGACGUCCGAUCGGUUCGCCCCCUGUUUACCUUUGCUGGCUAAAAGCACGUCCUUUUCAUAAUGUUGCCAUGUCAUCAUCUUCAGCACUCAACGGAUUCCUGGAUCAGUUAGCGAACGUUUGUUUUGUUUCGAAAUUCCCUUUUCGAAUCACAGGUGUCCCUCCUGAAUUCCGAAGUGGAUGUGGCAUGGUGCUGUAUACCCCGCAAACAUUCAGCUACGCAGUGAACUCGAUGAUUCAACGGCUUGGAGGAGACCAUUGGCUGAAGAAAGAUGUCAGGCCGGCGGAGAUGCAUCCCAAUUUUCAGCUCGCUAGACGAACACUUGAUGCUUGGAAAGAUGGCCAGAAGAUUCUUAAGUUAUCCGCAAAGAUUCCUACUUCGUCCUCCAACAAAUUCUUGCUUCGUGCUUCUGUACGAGCUGCUGCAUCAGGAUUUCCAAUACCUCGAUUGAUACUCCUGCCGAAAGCGAAGCAAGGGAACUGUUCCGACUUUUCUGGACCAGAUGUCCAUUUCAUCGACAACUUUCAAUUGGAACUGGAAAGGUCCUCAACCGGAUUCCAAGACGUUUCAAUUUCCUUUCUCCUGAUUCCUCAUCACGGGCUCGAAAAAACUCAUCGUGCUAUCAUCGUGGAUAUAUCGUAUGGUUCAGAAUUUGUCGUCUUUGAGUCGUUUGAGUCAGUGCAGAUCGAGGACUGGAAUUUUCCUUAUCCGUUUAUGCCUUCGAAAACCAAACUUGAGCUUCCCUCUCCUGAAGAAUUUAGCAUGAAGGUCGACAGUUGCGUCGAGUCGGAAGAUCAGUUCCGUCUGAAAAUUAACAUUACCUCAUCCAAAAAUGUCUCAGGGUUAAAAGUAGCAACAUAUCAUCAGUCGCCUUGUGAAUCCUGCCACAAGAUUACUUUGUCACUGAACCGGCCGGAAAAGUUCAAGCCGUUGUCGCUGUCAUUUCCGUAUCCGAUCCUUGUCGAUGACAUCCACGCUACCCUUCAUCACAAAAGCCGCCAUGUUGAUUUAGUGUUAACGAAAGCAUUGUGGGAACCAUGGCCGUGUGAAUACCAACCUGCUGCCGAUUUGCACAACGUCUUAGAUCUAGAUCAACUAAAACCUUGGAAAGAAGAAGAAUCACUCCGACCGUCCUUGGAAAAUCACAUUAGAAGCCAGUUCAACAUUAAUCAUCUAGAGAAUAUUUCGCUGAUGGAAAAAUCCCCUUUGAAUGUUGUUCGAUACUUCAUGAAUGUUCUGUUUUUGGAUCCCUCUCGUCCUCGUUAUGUCACCAUCCAACGGAUGAAUGCACCAGCACCCGACUGGUUCUUUCUAGUCCAUGAUCCUGUUUCAACAACUCCGACGGGCAGACCAGUCCUUUUGCUUUCGGCUUUUGAUUUCCGACUGGCAAAAAAACUUUCUGUAGACGGCAAAUGGACCGUGAAAAAGACUGAAGAGAAUUUUAUUCGAGUUUUCCCUGGCGACGAGGAAUCAUUGAACAUUCCGAUCCAAACGACUGAAGAGUCGCAGCUUUUGAGAUUCGUCUUGCGGCUCAACAGAUCCAAGAUCACACCCAGCAAAUGGCAGAAAAAAAACAUUACGCUAGGAAAAGACAGUCCGUGGAUGGCUACAUUCGUCUCACCACUUUACAGCGACAACCCACACAUGGAUCUCCGUUCUUCUGAUGCUUCAAAUAGAUCGACUCUAGGAGGAUCCGUGACUGACAACAACUGCUGCGCCGCGUGCAAGAAAGUUUCCCAAAGUCUAAAACGCUGCAGCCGUUGCCGAAGCACUGUUUAUUGCUGCGUGGAAUGCCAACGUCAGCACUGGGCUCAGCAUAAAAUGGUUUGCAAGAAAGUUUAAUGGGAUUCAAUGAAUGGACUGUUCAACUAGUUAUCUUAAUGUUAGUCUUUCUCGAAUUGCCUGUUGAAUUCGUUUUCCUCCCCAAAACUAAGAGCUGUUUUUUCAUGCUGUCUAAUGUUUGGUGUAUUUUCGAAUACAGAAAAGAAAGAAGCA
Messenger RNA from Daphnia pulex (common water flea), 3365 nucleotides. RefSeq lists its product as uncharacterized. The record is from RefSeq and is a predicted model, not a curated record. NCBI's taxonomy places the organism in Eukaryota, Metazoa, Arthropoda, Branchiopoda, Diplostraca, Daphniidae. The transcript has 4 exons. Gene Ontology annotation, biological process: regulation of transcription by RNA polymerase II. Gene Ontology annotation, cellular component: nucleus. The coding region runs from base 81 to 3212 and encodes 1043 amino acids. Gene Ontology annotation, molecular function: DNA-binding transcription factor activity, RNA polymerase II-specific.